Molecule: messenger RNA, 2269 nt
Organism: Lepus europaeus (European hare)
Lineage: Eukaryota; Metazoa; Chordata; Mammalia; Lagomorpha; Leporidae
Gene: TCFL5
Product: transcription factor like 5
Exons: 6
Coding region: 1-1455 (484 amino acids)
Biological process (GO): spermatogenesis; regulation of DNA-templated transcription
Cellular component (GO): nucleus
Molecular function (GO): DNA-binding transcription factor activity, RNA polymerase II-specific; protein dimerization activity; RNA polymerase II cis-regulatory region sequence-specific DNA binding
Source: RefSeq, a predicted model, not a curated record
AUGUCGGGCCCCGGGCCGCGGGAGCCGCCGCCUGAGGCGGGCGCGGCGGGCGGCGACGCGGGCCCCGAGGGCGCGGGCGGCGGGGACGCGGCGCUCGGCGAGCCGGGGCUGAGCUUCACGACCACCGACCUGAGCCUGGUGGAGAUGACGGAGAUCGAGUACACGCAGCUGCAGCACAUCCUCUACUCGCACAUGGAGGCGGCCGACGGCGAGCUCGAGGCGCGCCUCAGCUCGGCGCUGCUGGCGGGCCCGGGCGCGGGCGCGGGCGCGGGCGUGGGCGCCGCGCCGCCCGUCUACCCGGUGCUGUGCCCGCCCGCGCUGGCGGCCGACGCGCCCUGCCUGGGCCACAUCGACUUCCAGGAGCUGCGCAUGAUGCUGCUGAGCGAGGCGGGCGCGGGCGCGGCCGAGAAGACCCCGGGCGGCGCGGACGCGGCCGGCGCGCGGGCCCGGCCCGACGGCGCCAAGGAGGGCCCCGACGGCGCCCCCGAGGCCCGGGCCAAGUCGGCCGUGCGCGUCCGCCUGGAGGACCGCUUCAACAGCAUGCCCGCCGAGCCGCCGCCCGCGCCGCGCGGCCCCGAGCCCUCGGAGCCGCCGGGCGUGGCGCUCAACAAUUUGGUGACUCUGAUCCGACAUCCGUCCGAGCUGAUGAACGUCCCCCUCCAGCAGCAGAGCAAGUGCACGGCGCUGGUGAAGAACAAGAGCGCGGCGGCCGCCACGGCGCUGCAGUUCAGCUACCCGCUGUUCACCACCGGCGCCUGCUCGGCCGGCGGCCCCUCGGGCCUGGCGCCCACGCAGAGUUCCGGCGGCGCCUGCUCCGUGCUGGAGGCCGCCAAGCACCAGGACGUGGGCCUGCCGCGCGCCUUCUCGUUCUGCUACCAGCAGGAAAUCGAGUCCACCAAGCAGACCCUGGGGAGCAGAAACAAACCGUUGCCCGAGCAGGUCUGGAUCAAAGUGGGAGAAGAAGCGCUAUGUAAACAGGCCAUGAGCAAGAGGAACCGGAGCAGGAUCCGGCAGCUGGACGCGAGCACGGAGCGCAGAGCCCUCGGGGAGAUCCAGAACGUGGGCGAGGGCCCCGCGGCCGCGCAGGCCUGGCAGUCCUCGGAGUCCUCGCAGUCCACCCUGGGGGAGCAGGCCCAGAGCGGGCCCCAGGGCGGGCGGUCCCAGCGCCGGGAGAGGCACAACCGGAUGGAACGAGACAGAAGGCGCAGAAUCCGCAUUUGUUGCGACGAGCUGAACCUCCUGGUUCCGUUCUGCAACGCAGAGACGGACAAGGCAACGACGCUGCAGUGGACCACGGCGUUCCUGAAGUACAUUCAGGAGCGACACGGAGAUUCCCUCAAGAAGGAAUUUGAGAGUGUGUUUUGCGGUAAGACUGGCAGAAGGCUGAAGCUGACCAGGCCGGACGCCCUGAUCGCCUGUCCCGCACAGGGCAGCCCCUCGAUGGAGAUCAAGUGAUGGACUGAGCAGGAGUCCUCAGGCAGCGAACGGCCGUUCCUUCGAGAUCCGGAGGUUCCCUGGUCCUGGAGCUGACCGUCCGGCUCGAGGGGGACCGACUCAGGUUGAUGGGCUCCAGCAGGGCCCGUGAGAGCGCACUCUGUAGAACAGGCUCCCCUGGCACGCAACACGGCCCACGCACGGCCCACAGGCUCCCCUGGCACGCAACACGGCCCACACGUUACGGCAGCACACUCUGCCGGUCAGUACACACCAGCGCGCACAUGGGGCCGCUCUGUCUCCCCUGGCACACAACACCGGCCCACUCGUGGCCCGUGAGAGCGCGCUCUGCCAGUCUCACACAACACCGGGGCCCGUGGAAGCACACUCUGCCACAGUCCGCACUCAACACCGGCCCACUCGUGGCUGUGAGACCAUUUGGGGUGAUGACAUCUUGAUAAUUAGUAAUUUUCAAUGAUCUGAUUCCAUCAUGUUUCCUCAACAUGAUAACUUGAAGGAUUAACAUCCUUUGUAAUUUCUUUCGUCCUAAAAGGUGCAUUGCUUUUUACUUAUUUCAUUUACAUUUUAAAUCUGCCCCUCCAGCAGCUGGAACAAGUUACAUUGUUCUUAGGUAGUAGUUUGGAAAUUUUAUUUGCUUUGUUGUCGCUCCCCUUGGUGACGGCGCCGUGCUGCAAGGGGCAGUCCUACUGUAAACUCCCCAGAGACCCCUGCAAAGCUACUCCCGUCCAUAGAAGCGAUAUUGUCAGUAGACGCUCAGUGUGCACGUUCCGCACUGAGAGUCAUUAUCUUAUGUGCAAUAAACUGCAGUGUUCGG